Messenger RNA from Vitis riparia (riverbank grape), 1119 nucleotides. RefSeq names its product protein POOR HOMOLOGOUS SYNAPSIS 1-like. Lineage: Eukaryota; Viridiplantae; Streptophyta; Magnoliopsida; Vitales; Vitaceae. The transcript has 8 exons. Bases 56 to 862 code for a protein of 268 amino acids. The record is from RefSeq and is a predicted model, not a curated record.
CCCAAAAAAACAGAAACCAGAAGGCAGAAGGCCGAACGCAGGGAGAGUGAAAAAGAUGGCGGGAACCAUUUGGCCAGAAACCCUAGAAUGCACCUCUUUCCCCACCAUUCCCAUCAGAUACUACUGGGAGAUACAAUACUCUCGCUUCUUCAACUACCCUUGUAUCUCCUCCACUUCUCCUAUUCUCAGGCCUCUUCCCAUAACCAAGAGGAUUCGCACCCAUGGCACCUGGGUUUCUUCCCCCACCGCUUCUCUUCAUCUUCUCUCCCACCAUUCCAGUGCUGAACUGGUCCUCGUCGUUUCGCUUCAAGAAAAGAUCCAUGAAGAACACUUCAUUUCCAAGCUGCAUUUCUCCUGGCCACAGGUCUCAUGUGUCAAUGAAUGUCCUGUCAGAGGUAGCAGAGUUAUAUUUGCCAGCUAUAGUGAUUGUGUAGGCCAGAUCCAAAAGUUUGCAAUGCGAUUUUCUGCAGCAAGUGAAUCACAAUCAUUUAUGGAUUCUGUGAAGGCAACCAUGAAACCUGAAAGGAAUAGCAGUGAAUUGGGAAAGUCAUCUCAAUUUGAAUUCAUCUGUUCAAAUGGAGUUCAGUACAGAGAUGCUGAGGACAAUAAACCUCCCUUGAGCUGUGAGGGCAUGCAAUAUGCAUACUCGAAGGAUCAUGACUUAGAAGGCAAUUGUGCGACCUUGCCUCCUAGCUUCACAUCACUCCUUGCUGGCGCUUGCAUUGCUCCUAAAAAAGAAACACCAGAGGAAGUUCUUCCUGAUGCCCAGCACGUGAGAUAUAUGACGGGUUCUUCCUUCAAUGAUAUGUUGACUAGACUAGAGAUGGUCAUCAGUGAAAUGGGGGGAGACUUGGCACUAUAACUGAUGGUGACUUUGUUUGGACAGCUAACUUCCUACCAUUUUGUCUCCAUCCUUGAAGUGGCGGUUCGAGUCAGAUUCAUUUUGAAGCCAUUUCCUUGUUUAAAUUUUGUUGUAUUUGAAUCUCUUGCUGCACUACUGUGGUACUAGUAUAUUUUGGUUUGUAAAGUUCAUCCUUUUACCCUGUUUGAACAGUUGAAACUGGUAUGCUUUGAUUGUAGAAUUGACCUCUGAUUCAUUGCAUCCCAUGUUACAUGUCU